UUUUUUUUUGCAAUAGAUUCCAUUUAGCAUGAAUGCACAUAUUUUGGAGGAAAAAAAAAGAAAAAAAAAACUCAUAUGCAUGUGGAUGAAUCUGUGCUAGAUACAAAUGCAGUAGAUUCUUUUCCAGUGGUGGAGCUAAAUGUUGUGAAGAGGGUUCAAUUAAAUCCCCUUUGUCGGAAAGUUAUGUGGUGUAAUUAGCACAAUAAGCUAAAUUUUUUUGUAAAUAUAUUAAUUGUUGAAUCCCAUUGGUGUAGUUAAGUGUAUUCACUCAUUAUGGUAGUUUGGAUCUUUUUAAAUCCCUUUCCCCGGGCAGAAGGGCAUGGUGACUUGACAUUGUCCUUACUAUAGAUAGAUAUAUGUAUAUGUAUAUGUAUAUGUAUGUACACAAUAUAGUACUUUGUCUGUCCCAAUUUAUGGUAAGGUGUUACUUUUUGGUGAGUCAAACAGUUUUUUCUUUGGACUAUAGUUUUUUCAAGCUUCUCAAAAAUAUUUUGAAACAUCAACUAUGUUGACUUGUAGUACUUUUUGUGGAGUUUUCAAAUAUUUAAAUUUUAUUUGAUUUUUAUGAAGAAUCUAGUCAGACUUAAGUGUUUUGACCCUCGUACUCCGAACCGCUUCAUAUAAAUUGGGACAGAGGGAGUUGUAGAGUAGUCAAUGUGAUCUAGUGGAUGGCAAAUAGAAAUGCUUAUAGAUGAGGUAUGCAAGGGUAGUUUGCCGGCCAUGUGUAUACAUAUAUGGAGUCCAAGGCAGUGUGUGCAUUCAAACUUGCUACACACAUAGCAGAUUCACUGCCCAGGGCAUAAGGCUCUGUAAAGAUGGCUGCUAAUAACGUACCAACAGAAGUUGAAAGCCAGAAGAUUUUUGGCUUAGCCGAAACGGAAAUGGAGUACAGGGUUGAAUUCUUUAACAAGCUCACCCAUACAUGUUUCGACAAGUGUGUCGAGAAAAGGUACAAGGAGCCUGAGCUAUAUAUGGGCGAAAAUACCUGCAUUGAUCGUUGUGUCUCAAAAUAUCAGCAGAUUACAAACAUCAUCGGUACGAUACUCGCUAAUGGAGGACGAUCCACGUGAAAUUCUUCCACACCUGAUCAUAUAAUAUUUUUGGAAGAACAGUAUUUCGCCAUCAUAUUUCCUGCUAGUCAGAUCCCUGGCAUCAUAUGAAAAUCAGCUUGUAUUUUUCAUUUUUUAAAUUCUAUUACAUCGAGGGAUCUACAUCACACCCCUUUGGGGUGCGGCCCUUUCCCGGACCCUACUAACGUGGGAUGCUUUGUGCACCGGGGUGCCCUUUAUUACAUUGAGGGAUCAGGUUAAGGGGGAAAGAGUAUAGAUAAAUGGAAAUUGUGAAAAAUUCCUGCUGAUACUAACAGACGGUAAGGGUUAGUGUUAACAUUAUGGUUUUGUUGGUGCCACCAAAGCCGUGAAAUUUUGAUUUGGUUUUGUUGGUGCCCCCAAAGCCAUGAAUUUUUGUUUUUUUGCGAAGAUUUCAGGUAGUGUACUCGGUCAACAAAGAAAAACAGUUUUUUUUUUUUUUUUUUUUGAAUAUUUCAGUACUUUCUUAAAAAAAUUUAAGCUUUGUCAUAUGAUCAUUCUGAUGUAAAUGACAUAUCCUGCUCCCAAAUUUGUCAUAAUUAUGCAAACAUUCUAUCUAAAUUUUGAAAUUACAUUGAGCUUUCUUGUAAGCUUUGUCUUUCUGAUGUUAAUAAGAAAUGUAAUUCUACCGA
Molecule: messenger RNA, 1720 nt
Organism: Lycium barbarum (goji berry)
Lineage: Eukaryota; Viridiplantae; Streptophyta; Magnoliopsida; Solanales; Solanaceae
Product: mitochondrial import inner membrane translocase subunit TIM10-like
Exons: 5
Coding region: 816-1070 (84 amino acids)
Biological process (GO): protein insertion into mitochondrial inner membrane
Cellular component (GO): mitochondrial inner membrane
Source: RefSeq, a predicted model, not a curated record